Messenger RNA from Cricetulus griseus (Chinese hamster), 509 nucleotides. The record is from RefSeq and is a predicted model, not a curated record. Lineage: Eukaryota; Metazoa; Chordata; Mammalia; Rodentia; Cricetidae.
CGGACCCUGAUCGCCACUCCUGUCCCUGCUGUCAUCAGCCACAGUCACCGCUCGACUUUGCUCCUCACCAAUUUGGCAAAAAUGUCGAAACCCACAGAGACUGAACGGUGCAUCGAGUCCCUGAUUGCUGUUUUCCAAAAGUACAGUGGGAAGGAUGGGAACAGCUGCCAGCUCUCCAAAACUGAGUUCCUCACUUUCAUGAACACGGAGCUGGCCGCCUUCACAAAGAACCAGAAGGACCCUGGUGUCCUGGACCGCAUGAUGAAGAAGCUGGAUCUCAACAGCGAUGGGCAGCUAGAUUUCCAAGAGUUUCUCAACCUUAUUGGUGGCUUAGCUUUAGCUUGCCAUGAGUCCUUCCUGAAGGCUUCCCAGAAGCGUGUCUAACCCAUCCAGCCACCAACCCAUCACAUCCUUCCCCAUCCACACCUGCACUGAGCCCACCACACCCACCAUAAAACGUAACCCAUUCCUGCUGGUAGAAAUAAAACAAUGUCAUUUUUUUUAAUGUA